GAGAUCUCUCUUUAUUUGUUUCUGGCUGGAGCAACUGGAGUGCUGUCCAUCACAGAAAUAAGAAAUGGCAGCUCUUCUCCAGUCAGCCACUGCCACAGCCACUCUCUCUCAUCGCUCCGUCUGCUGCUCCACGACGUCGUCGUCUCCGAUCACUUACUCUUCAUCUUCUACAACAGCAGCAGCAGGCUUAAGCUGGGCUCCCAACAACAACAGGAAUAAGUACAAGCAGAAUGCUGCCCAGCACCAGCUUGUGGGCUUCGUCAGGAGGAAGAAGCCCUUUGUCGUCAGCUCUAGCUUGGACACUGCCGCCACCGUCGGCCAGGUCACCGAGGUCGACAAGGAUACCUUCUGGCCAAUCGUCAAUGCCGCCGGCGACAAGACCAUCGUCCUUGAUAUGUACACCCAAUGGUGCGGUCCUUGCAAGAUUAUAGCUCCAAAGUAUCAAGAAUUGUCGCAGAAAUAUGACGACGUCAUAUUUCUGAAGCUUGAUUGUAACCAAGAAAACAAGCCAUUGGCAAAGGAGCUUGGAAUAAGGGUGGUACCGACGUUCAAGAUAUUGAAGCACGACAAGGUCGUAAAAGAAGUGACAGGGGCGAAAUUUGAUGAUUUAGUUGCUGCCAUAGAGACCAUCAGAACGAGCUGAAUCAAAUCUUGUUCUAUUUAAAUUUUCUCCAUUUGAUGUUGUUGAUAACGUUAUGAAAAAACGCCUGCUUGGAAAUCAUCUUCUACUUGUAUGUAAUUAUGUAUCCAUUUGACGUUUUCUUUGCGAUUGUGGUUCACUUCAAUGGAGAAGAAAUGUACCAUAAGCACACAUUUGGGCAAAACUAAACUUUGGUUAAGCCUAUUUAGUUUUUGCAAAGCCCUAUUUAGUGUUUGCUAAAAAAAAAAAAAAAAGUGGGCUGGCGGAAGCAUAGGCAAACUGGGCCUAUACUGGCUAGACUGAGCCCGAGUACGUCUAGGCGGAAGCUGGGUUAGUGGGCAUACGCGGGCUGGAGGGUCCCACCUUUAAAUAACUUUAGUUGGGCCUCCUAAGCACACAUUUGGGCCAUGCUAUAUUCAAAUCAGUAGGGAGUCCAAGGCACGG
This is a messenger RNA of Fragaria vesca subsp. vesca, 1084 nucleotides long. RefSeq names its product thioredoxin F2, chloroplastic-like. The record is from RefSeq and is a predicted model, not a curated record. The transcript is spliced from 3 exons. Bases 65 to 643 code for a protein of 192 amino acids. Lineage: Eukaryota; Viridiplantae; Streptophyta; Magnoliopsida; Rosales; Rosaceae.